CACUCUUCACAUUCUGCAGCUCAAAUCCCAAUGGCAAAACGUGAUCCGGGCAAAUACCCUCCUCCUCCUCGCUACUCUGUAGCUGUACACAGCCAGCCCCCUCUCACAUCUAAUGGACAGGGGUAUGGCUCCUACCCAGAGGUGAAUGGCAUUUACCCAAGCCUGAAACUUUCAAGCCAGCCAAGUUACAUCCCCCAGUAUCCACCACCUGUGGUCGCUCCACAAGUCACUGAAAUCGGCCCACCCCCGAAGGAGAAAAAGAACUGCUGUGAAGAGAAAGCACAGAUUUACAAGGUGACUGCAGCAGUCAUAGUGCUGCUGGCUCUGCUGGGAGUUGGCAUCUGGCUUGGAGUUUAUUAUGGCACCAGCACACUAAGAAGAGAGGUUUUCAUCAUACCUGACAAUGAAUACAAUGGACCAUAUGGUGUAUAUCAGAGAGUGAAUGACACCUGUCCCAGCAAUUUUACUCAAUGUGAUGGUAUAAAAGACUGUCAAUUGGGCACAGAUGAAACAUACUGUGUGCGAUUUGGUGAAGGCAACAGUCUGCUGGUCAAGACAGCUCAAAGAGACUUCCUCCCAGUCUGUUACAGUGGCUGGGACACAAACUAUGCCAACCAGAUCUGCUCUCAGCUUGGAUUCAGACAGUCCUUUUCAUCAAAUAAAAUGAAUUCCCAGGGUUCCCCUGGUUUGAAACUGAACAGUGGAUCACCAUCUUCUCUUAUCCAAGCUUCAGUGGGCGUCAACUCUUCCUGUCCAAACCAGGAGUCUGUGUCACUGCAGUGUGUAGACUGUGGUAGGCGGCCAGCUAUGUCCCGGAUCAUUGGGGGCACUGCAGCCAAAUCGGGUGAAUGGCCUUGGCAGGUGUCACUUCAAUUCUUACGACACCACACCUGUGGUGGUAGCUUAAUCUCACCUGAUUUUGUUGUGACUGCGGCUCACUGCUUCCCAAGCCCUGAAUACCGCCUUGCUCAGAAUUGGAAAGUUUACGGUGGAUUUAUGUCUCUGAAUGAUCUACCAUCUCCCUUCUUGGUUGAGAAAAUCCUAAUCAACGAGAAUUAUAACAGCAAAACCAAUGACCAAGAUGUUGCUCUGCUCAAACUCAAAUAUCCAGUAACUUUCACUGAUAAACUUCAGCCAGCCUGCCUGCCACUUUAUGGCCAGGAGUUUCGAGAUGGAACCAGUUGUUGGACCUCAGGUUAUGGGACUACUGUGUCAGGUUCAAGCACGGUCUCCACUGAUCUGAUGGAGGUGUCUGUGGACAUCAUUAGCACAACAGCGUGUAACAGCCCCAGUGCGUACUCUGGCGCCGUGACCAACACCAUGAUCUGUGCUGGGAAAAUGGAGGGAGGCAAAGACUCGUGUCAGGGUGACAGUGGAGGACCGUUGGUGUGCCAGAAUCAGGGAGACAGUCCUUGGUACCUGAUAGGGAUCACAAGCUGGGGAGCUGGAUGCGGGGAACAGAAUAAACCUGGAGUUUACACCAAAGUCAGUGCUGUUUUGCCCUGGAUCUACAGCACCAUGCAGCAAGAGAGACCUUGACGUCCCUUCAGCUUUCACACUUGUAAAUGAAGCCUGCA
Molecule: messenger RNA, 1577 nt
Organism: Nematolebias whitei (Rio pearlfish)
Lineage: Eukaryota; Metazoa; Chordata; Actinopteri; Cyprinodontiformes; Rivulidae
Gene: tmprss13a
Product: transmembrane serine protease 13a
Exons: 13
Coding region: 31-1539 (502 amino acids)
Biological process (GO): proteolysis; acrosome reaction
Cellular component (GO): membrane
Molecular function (GO): serine-type endopeptidase activity
Source: RefSeq, a predicted model, not a curated record